Molecule: messenger RNA, 696 nt
Organism: Eublepharis macularius
Lineage: Eukaryota; Metazoa; Chordata; Lepidosauria; Squamata; Eublepharidae
Gene: NOG
Product: noggin
Exons: 1
Coding region: 1-696 (231 amino acids)
Biological process (GO): dorsal/ventral pattern formation; negative regulation of BMP signaling pathway; negative regulation of cell differentiation
Source: RefSeq, a predicted model, not a curated record
AUGGGGCAUCCGCCGGGGCCGGCGGCUCUCCACGCCCUGCUGCUGCUGCUGCUGCUGCUGCUCCCGGGGCCGCGGCUGCAGCCCGCCGCCGGCCAGCACUACCUGCACAUCCGCCCGGCGCCCAGCGACAACCUGCCCCUGGUGGACCUGAUCGAGCACCCGGACCCGCUCUUCGACCCCAAGGAGAAGGACCUGAACGACACGCUGCUGCGCUCGCUGCUGGGCGCGCACUUCGACCCGCACUUCAUGGCGGUGGCCGUGCCCGAGGAGCGCCUGGGCGGCGGCGGCGAGGACCCGGCCGAGCUGGACCUGCUGCUGCGGCAGCGGCCCUCGGGAGCCAUGCCCGGCGAGAUCCGCGGCCUGGAGUUCGCCGAGGGCGGCCUGGCGGCCAGCAAGAAGCACCGGCUGAGCAAGAAGCUCCGGCGGAAGCUGCAGCUGUGGCUGUGGUCGCAGACCUUCUGCCCGGUGCUCUACGCCUGGAACGACCUGGGCAGCCGCUUCUGGCCCCGCUACGUCAAGGUGGGCAGCUGCUUCAGCAAGCGCUCCUGCUCGCUGCCCGAGGGCAUGGUCUGCAAGCCGGCCAAGUCGGUGCACCUCACCAUCCUGCGCUGGCGCUGCCAGCGGCGCGGGGGGCAGCGCUGCACGUGGAUCCCCAUCCAGUACCCCAUCAUCGCCGAGUGCAAGUGCUCCUGCUAG